AUGUUAAAAUCAGAAAGAAACAGCUUUUGUAGCUGUAGUCUCCUCCUCUUGAUUGCGUGUUGGCUUUUCUUAACAAAUAGCCAGUUACUGUUGGUUUCUUCAGUUGUCCAAGUAGCUUAUUUAUGCCUGACCUGCACAGUUCUGACCAUUUUUGUGACCAGCUUUAGAGGGCUUUUCAGCAUGCCUAAGAGUGGAGAGCCUCUUAUGAAAACAUCACAAGAUGAAAAUGCACAGAAUAUUUCAGAAAGCUUUGAAAAUGGAACCUUUACAGAUGCACAGUCUGUCUGCAGAGAUUCACUGCUUCAUUUGGAGGAUACCCAAGAUGAAGGCACAGAGCCAACAGAGUCUCUGUGGACUUCCCUAGCUGAUGGCAGAGUCAGGCUGAGGAUAGAUAACUCAUGUCCUCAGACUCCUAUAACAGUACAUCAGAUGUUCAAGGACAGCCUAGAAAAAUAUGGAUCCCUUAAUGCUCUGGCCAGCAAAAAGAAUGGGAAGUGGGAGAAGAUAACUUUUUCAGAGUAUUAUUGCCUCUCCAGGAAAGCAGCCAAAGGCUUUUUGAAGCUUGGUCUUGAACGAUUCCACAGUGUAGCAAUCCUUGGAUUUAAUUCUCCAGAAUGGUUCAUCUCAGCUGUUGGAGCUGUAUUUGCUGGAGGAAUUGUCACGGGGAUAUACACAACCAAUUCUCCAGAGGCCUGUCACUACAUUGCUCACGACAGCAAAACCAAUAUCAUGGUUGUGGAAGAUCGGAAGCAACUGGACAAGAUAAUGCAGGUCUGGAAUCGCUUGCCACAUUUGAAAGCUGUUGUGCUGUAUAAGGACUCCAUUCCAAAGAGAUAUCCAAAUUUGUAUACGAUGGAAGAGUUUCUGGCGUUGGGAGAUGAUGUGUCUGAUACUACUUUGGAUGAUAUCAUUAACUCUCAAGAGCCAAAUCAGUGCUGUGUGCUAAUAUACACAUCCGGAACAACUGGGAAGCCAAAAGGAGCCAUGCUGAGUCAUGACAAUAUAACUUGGACAUCAGCACACUGCAGCAGAGCAGGAGAAAUGCAACCUGCAGAGGUCCAACAGGAGUCUAUCGUCAGUUAUCUCCCACUCAGCCACAUAGCUGCACAGAUAUAUGACCUGUGGACUGGAAUCAAAUGGGGAGAGCAAGUUUACUUUGCUGAGCCAGAUGCUCUGAAGGGCAGCUUGGUCAACACACUAAAAGAAGUGCAGCCAACAUCUCACAUGGGAGUUCCCAGAGUAUGGGAGAAAAUCAUGGAGAAAUUAAAGGAUGCUUCUGCUCAGUCAGGAUUUAUGAAGAAGAAAAUGCUGUCAUGGGCUAUGUCACUUAGCUUAGAGAGAAACAUAAGCUGCUCAAGCAGCAGUGAUUUAAAGCAGUUCUGGAUGAGGUUAGCAGACUACUUUGUGCUUUCAAAAGUACGCAAUGCACUGGGGUUUUCUUGCUGUCAGAAGCACUUUUCUGGUGCUGCUCCUCUCAAUACAGAAACACUCUAUUUCUUCUUGGGUUUGAACAUCACCCUGUAUGAGGCCUAUGGGAUGAGUGAGACAACAGGGCCACAUUGCCUAUCUGGGCCAACCAGUUACAGGCAGCACAGCUGUGGGAAACCAGCACCUGGCUGCAGAGUGAAAUUGGUGGACAAAGAUGCUGAAGGCAAUGGAGAAAUCUGUUUCUGGGGAAGGACUGUUUUCAUGGGUUAUUUAAAUAUGGAAGACAAAACAAAAGAAGCCUUUGAUGAGGAUGGGUGGCUGCAUUCUGGAGAUUUAGGAAAACUGGACAAGGAUGGCUUUCUCUAUGUCACUGGAAGAAUUAAAGAUUUGAUAAUUACAGCUGGAGGUGAAAAUGUGCCUCCAAUUCCAAUUGAAGAUGCUGUUAAGAAAGAACUCCCAAUUGUUAGCAAUGCUAUGGUGAUUGGAGAUAAAAAGAAGUUUUUGUCAAUGUUGCUGACUCUAAAGACCCUGCUGGACCCAGAUACAUCUGAGCCCACUGACAUUCUCACUGAGCAAGCUAGAGAGUUCUGCCAGAAGACUGGUAGUAAAGCCACUAAAGUGUCAGAGAUUGUAGCCACAAGAGACCAGGCAAUCUACCAAGCCAUUCAGGAGGGAAUCGACAAAGUCAACAUGAGCGCCACUAAUCGGGUUCAUUGUAUCCAAAAAUGGGUAGUCCUGCCAAGAGAUUUUUCCAUUUCUGGGGGAGAACUAGGUCCGACGAUGAAGCUGAAGCGGCUCGCUGUGCUAGAGAAAUACAGAACUGAAGUAGACUCCUUCUAUGAAGAAUGAGCAGUCUUUUCAUCCAAGCAUUAAGAAAGAUCUGUGAGCUAAAGAAUUUCCUAAUCAAAAGCAUUAACAAAGGUUUACACUUGGUUUGGUUUUGUAGUCUAGAAAACUGUUGUGUCGGUUUAUGUGUUCCUGAUACUCACCUGAUCAUUUGCCCUCUUUACAGAAGCAUCUACAGAGUAUGUCCAUUUCCUAAUACUGUUCUGACUUUGACCUAAAUGACUAAAAUGAAAAAUGUCCUCUUGUGUUGUAUAAAGUGGCUAUAAUCCAGAGUUUUGGUGGCUGCACCAUCCCUGGAGACAUUCAAGGCCAGGCUGGAUGUGGUUCUGGAAGUCUGAUCUAGUUGGAGAUGCUCAUUGCAGGGGGGUUAGACUAGCUGAGCUUUGAAGGCUCCCUUCUAACCCAAACUAUUCUAUGAUUCUUUAAUUCCUCUAUACUGAAACACAAAAGUUGCCCAUUGCUUAUAUUUGGGUAGAGCAGUAGUUAGCACUCCUGCAGAGUGCUGGAGUUCCACCACUCCAGCAAUAAGAUAGUUAAUAAAUUAAAAUCAAAAGGGAUGUGUUUUUUUCCUCCCAAAGUUUCUGUUUGCCCAGUAACACAUUUCAGAAUCUGAAGGCAAUCCUCUUCCAUGUUAACGGCGGUUAGAAUUCAGACUUCUGUGAAAACAGCAGGUAGUAAUUUAUUAAGUCCAUGUUGAAAUAAGCAUUACUAUCUCUCCCAGAAACAAAUAAAGCAAAACCAAAGCUGGGGCAAUAGCUCCGUAAGACUAUAAGGCAAAGCAGCAAACACGGGAGGUCUCACAUUAAGUGCUAUUGAGAACAGAAACUUUGUUCAAAUUGUUUACAACACUUUUUUUUUAUAAAGCAAAAGCGUUUUGGAGCAAUGUUUGUCAGUGUGCAUCUGCAUGCUUCAAUAUGCACGUUGUACUAACGCUGCCACGUGGGAUCUGCAUUUCUUCUUCCCCAUAUAAAAACUAAACCAUACUAUGUAAGGGACACAUGUGCCAGAAGGUUGUCUAAAGGGUUUGCUGUUAGUACGUGAUCUUUGGCAGAGAGUUGUAAUAGGUAACACAAGCAGCCAGGCCACAGCCACUAUUCUUGAUCAGAAAAAUCAUGCAGAAUUGGAUCUUGUUUCCAGGAAAGUUCCAUUACCAGUCUUGCACAUCAACACAUAACACAAGACAGCAGCCUGGGAUUAGAAAAACAAAACAAGCAGUACGACUUUGAAAAGUUUAUUUUUCCCCAUUUCUGCGCAAUGGUAAUUCCAAAGUUCUUUAACAAUAUUAAUCUGAAGGAAACAAGGAAGCAGCAGCUUGUAAAGCACAGAAAGAAAUGCUCUAUUCACCAGAAGCAGAGUGCACAAGGAAUAAAGCUCUUUGUCCCGCCUCUGAGGUGGUGUUAGACUGUACAAAAAGAGCUGGGAUGCUUACUUUUAUACAGCAACAUUAGAAGCUGUUACUUGAACUUGAUCUGACUUCUGAACAACCAGUCUAAACAGUCUUAAAAGAAAGUAACUAAGUGGAGUGAUAUCUAUUAAUAGAAUUAAGCUUUAAGAAGCCUGGUACUGGCAGUAGGGAUAAUCCUGUGCUGUAGUCAUGAGUUUUGAAACACGUAUUUUCCUGUAGGGUGUACCAAUGGAAGCAUACCUUGAGACAUACAGAUCCAAAUGACUCAUAUGAGGAUCUGUAUGUGCAGAGGAAGGGAGGGAGAGUUGCUUUUGUGUGCGUUAAGCUCAGUAAGCCUGAAAGAAAUAGUCCAAGAUCCUCAUGAAUAGGAUGAAAGAUAUUUCUGGAACGUAGUCACCAAAGCCAAACCUUCACUCUCUCUUAACCGAUUUAGGACUAGUCUUUUACAUUCAGGGUUUCUAGAAUAAAAUUACUGGUCAAUACAGUAAGACACACUGAACAGAAUGCAUGAAAGUACAACACAAAAAGCAUUCCGGCAUGAAAUACAUAGUAUAAAUUUGCAAAGUUAAUACUUUCCCCUUGCAAUAAAUGGCAGAACUAAUUUUGACUAAUUUACUCUCACUAGAACUCUGUGGUCAAGUGUGUUUCAGAGAGGAAAACUUGUAAGAAGUAUUUUGGUAUAUGGAUUUGAACAAUAAUUUUUAGUUCAUUAAUUCUCAGUCCUGGCUGGUAAAUGGUUGUGGGCUUUUAAAAAUACACAAAUAGAUUAAAUCUCUAGGAUUUUGUAUUCCUUUAUUUGUGCCCUUGGAGGGCAAGGCUAUACUUCAUGAAUUACCAGAGUAUCUAAAGUGGUUUUUUCAUUGCUUUUAACAUGAAAUUGCCAUUUUAAGUUACUUCAUACCCAUUUCUGUCUAUGCAGGUCAUCAUGUGCUCCUGUUAGGCUGAAAACCUAUGUCAUAAAUUCCAGCAAGAUCAAUAAAGUAGGUUUUAACCAUUAAG
Messenger RNA from Melopsittacus undulatus (budgerigar), 4678 nucleotides. It is a transcript of the gene ACSBG1, whose product is annotated as acyl-CoA synthetase bubblegum family member 1. Lineage: Eukaryota; Metazoa; Chordata; Aves; Psittaciformes; Psittaculidae. Gene Ontology annotation, cellular component: endoplasmic reticulum; membrane. Gene Ontology annotation, molecular function: long-chain fatty acid-CoA ligase activity. The record is from RefSeq and is a predicted model, not a curated record.